Scomber japonicus (chub mackerel) is the source of this 597-nucleotide messenger RNA. RefSeq names its product cytoglobin 2 (gene cygb2). Gene Ontology annotation, molecular function: oxygen binding; iron ion binding; heme binding. The record is from RefSeq and is a predicted model, not a curated record. The coding region runs from base 1 to 597 and encodes 198 amino acids. Lineage: Eukaryota; Metazoa; Chordata; Actinopteri; Scombriformes; Scombridae. Gene Ontology annotation, biological process: oxygen transport. The transcript is spliced from 3 exons.
AUGUCUCGCAGGGAGUCUCCACCGCCGCCGUCGCCACCUCCAACCCCGCAGCUGAUCGGAGUGAGGAGAGCGGAGGUGGAGUGUGACGAUCGUCCGGAGCGGGCCGAGCCGCUGUCCGAUGCCGAGAGAGAGAUCAUCCAGGACACGUGGGGGCACGUCUACAAGAACUGUGAGGACGUGGGGGUGUCCGUGCUCAUAAGGUUCUUUGUGAACUUCCCGUCAGCCAAACAGUACUUCAGCCAGUUCCAGGACAUGGAGGAUCCCGAGGAGAUGGAGCGAAGUAGCCAACUUCGGCACCAUGCCCGCAGGGUAAUGAACGCCAUCAAUACUGUGGUGGAGAACCUCCAUGACCCAGAGAAAGUGUCGUCAGUACUGGCCUUGGUGGGAAAGGCCCAUGCUAUCAAACACAAAGUGGAACCCAUGUACUUCAAGAUCCUGAGCGGCGUGAUGCUGGAGGUAUUGUCUGAAGAUUUUCCAGAAUUCUUCACGGCGGAGGUGCAGUUGGUCUGGACCAAAUUAAUGGGAGCGGUGUACUGGCAUGUGACCGGGGCCUACACAGAGGCAGGCUGGCUCCAGGUCUCCAGCUCAGCGGUGUAA